AAGAGGCGCCGUUGCAAAUAGCAGGAUGCCUUUCUAAUAAGACUAGUGCUGACUGCCAAAACUGUACACAAGGUCUUCAAUGUUAUUGUAACAAAUACAACAUGUUUGCUUCCAGAGGAUUGCGAAAGAUCGCGUCUUUAAUACCUCCAACUGUAGCAAGACGAACAAUAUCACUUUCUGCAUGUUCAUAUGGAAUAAGGUCUAAAUGGAGAGCGCCGCUUUUUAGGGAGUUGUAUCACAGACACAAGCAAUUAGAAGCCAAAGGCAAAGUACCACCAAACAUCCGAUCAGAAUAUAUAGAGUGGAAUUAUGACUCAGAGUUAUUUGCCUUUGGGAAGAGACUCAAAGAAGAUUUUGAUGAGAGUACACUACGUCAGGCACUGACAGAUAUCUCGUAUAUUGAAAGUGAGACAAGGAGGCAAGUUGCCCUUGGUGUUGAAACUCCUGCUCUUCAAGUCAGUAGUAACUGUGACUUAGCUAAUGCAGGAAAAGCUCUCAUUGAAGACUAUUCUCUGAAAUAUGUACGUGCUACUCAUCCUUUACUACCUGAGGAAGGAGUAAGGACAAUUGUCGACUACUUAACAUCUGAGAAGGUUAUGUCUGAGAUAGGACUUGGUAUUGGACUCAAAGACAUCAUUUUGACUGAGGAGCAACCACCAUCUGUGGCUACUUUAGCAAAGGGCUUCCAAGCUGUCAUUUCAGCUGUGAAUAUUUCAUCUGGGAUUAAUUCUUGUCAGAAAUUUAUUCAAGAUUUUGUACUUACUCAACUUGUUGGCAAGGACAUUUAUGAUAUAUGGCAGGUACAUGAACCGUUCAAGACCCUCUCUGAGAUAAUGGCAAGAAGUGGUGUUGGAUUGCCAGAACCAAGGCUUGUGUUUCAAUCUGGUCAAAAGACAAUUGAAGCUGUAUAUCAAGUUGCCUUAUAUUCAGACAAGCAAUUUAUUGGGACAGGUUAUGGGGAAAGUACAGAUGUGGCUGUUGACCAGGCAGCUUCUGAUGCUCUGAGAAGACUGUUUCAUAUUACUGCAUCGUCAGACCCUCUACCUUUUGGUGAAACAAGUGAAAAUAUCACGAUAAGUGACAAAGAAAAUCUAUCUAUUCUUGAAUGGUCCACCAUUAAAGCUAAAAAUUGUUGUUGUGUUAAUGUACUGGAUUUUCUUGGCAAACCUAUUAAUAAUUUGGAUGUGUACAUUGUAUUAUAA
Molecule: messenger RNA, 1202 nt
Organism: Macrobrachium nipponense
Lineage: Eukaryota; Metazoa; Arthropoda; Malacostraca; Decapoda; Palaemonidae
Product: large ribosomal subunit protein mL44-like
Exons: 7
Coding region: 102-1202 (366 amino acids)
Biological process (GO): RNA processing
Molecular function (GO): double-stranded RNA binding; ribonuclease III activity
Source: RefSeq, a predicted model, not a curated record